AUGUACAAUGACUCUAUAGUCCCAAAUUCUGAAGCAAGCGAUGAAGAGGUAGUGAUACCUUUAUGUUCCGAACUUGAUAGUGUAUCAGUUAAUAAUACGGGCGAUGAGAGUAAUUUUGAAGCACCGCUGGCGGUUCCAGCGUCAAAGGCAACAGUUCUAGAGCAACACGGAAUUGAGCAAUAUUCAAAUAGCAUACGACGGGCAUUGAGGAAACGUAAAGCAAUCCAGAAGAUGCCCUAUAGUUUAGAUCGGAUACGACAUCGACAAAUGUUGCAGGGCUAUGAUGUCUCAAAUUUUGAUUCGGUAGCAGAUAACAUAGAUUUGCUUAAGGAUGGUUACGAGUCGCCAAAAAAGCAGCAGCAAAAAGAUAUUAAUACCUCACAAAUUUCAAGUUCAGUACAGGACAUAGGAUAUCAAGAAGAGGGGAGUGUCUUUUCCAUCCGCCAGCGAAGACAUCAUCAUGUACAUCUUUUAGAUGAUGAUAUGGAUGACGAAGAAGACGAAACUACUAUGGCUCAGAGUUCUUUUAAUAUCAAUACUUCGGAAAGCGAUAAUGAGGAUGUAGAUGAUGAUCCAAGACUCUCACAAGAGAAUAAUGUCCUAUUUAGAGGCAGGCAGAUUAACCUUAAAACCGGUUACAAAGGUUUACUUCCUAAGAUAGCAUGGGAAAAGGCAUUGAAUAGUAACGGUGUCACAGCAAGAUAUAAGGAAAGAGCUGAAAGAAAACUCAGUAGAAAUCAAGCUCAGAUAAAUGAAAAAGGUCUAGCUAAGAGAAAGGUGAUUAGGAACAAGAAUGCUUCUCUGAAUGAAAAGGAUCUUCUCAAUGAAAUUGUCGAAUCGGAUAAUGAAGAGGAUAUGCCCUCAGCUGAGUCAUUCUUAAAGCUUAUGAAUGAAGAGCAGUCUAAAUUAGAAAGAUCAGACACAAUGAAGGAUUAUUUCUUGAAGAAAUAUGAACCAGAAAUGGAUACAAAUUCAGAAGACGAAGAUCAUGUAGAUUCUGAUGCAUUAGAUAUUCCGAAUGAAGGCCUGGAGCUACUUACUUUAGAGGAUACAGACAAAGUAGAUCUUGGUACAAUAAUAAUAGAUGAUUCUGAAGACAAGAUUGAUGUAGAGCGAAGCCGACAUGCAACAGGAGUGAUAGACUUUAUGCUUUCCAAGAAUACAAGACAUUCAACCGACAAAAUGGCAAGCAAUAAACCAAGAAUAAAGAACACUGGAAACAAAUCUAGUGUCCAUUCUAAACUCUUUGAGAAGAAAAGAACGAGGAACACCGCUAGAAGUCAUACACGAGGUCGAAUUUCUCUAAUGAGGAAGACAAAUAGCAGUACUGCUUCAUUGAAAUCAAAACCCAAUACAAAUAACAGCGCAAACAACACUUUCCAGAACUCUCACAGUAGCAACUAUGAUCUUCAGCUGGACGGUACCACAAGUAGGGAGCAAUCUUUCAAUGAACCUGUGAUUAUAAAGAAUGAUGACACCAAUGAGAAGAAUACACACAAAACAGUUACAGCUAAGAAAAAGAAGAAACCGAAGAACAGACUCUUUACUGUUGCCCCAACCUCUAAUGCAGAAUUAAAUAGAAAAGCAAUGACGUUUUCUACCGUGGUUGAAGAAGAAAGUGGCAAAUUCACUUUACGCAAACCACCAAUCAAGAAAAGGUCUUUCACGUUAGACGAUGAUAAACUGCUUUCUGAAGAUAACAGUACCUCUACAAUAAGUUCUUCUCUUUGGAAAGCAAUCGAAAGCUCAUCUGAAUUUCCUUCACCAGAUAUCAUAAGGCUGACUCUUAAUACCAAGGAGUAUGUGAUUUCGAAGUUUGGUUCCAACUCUGAUAAUACCGUACAAGAUCUUUUAGAGAGUUUGAUAAAAUAUGGCGGUUCAGAUGAAGAGGUUAAAGAUCUUGCCAAAAAUCUAAGUGAGUUCUUAUUUUCAUGGAAUUCAUCUACCAUAUACGAUAUCAUAGACAGAUUUCAUCAUGAAUUCAGAGCCAAGGUUAAUACAUUAAGGGAAAGGGCAAAACCAAUUCACUUUUUUCUAAUUGCUUCUUGUCAACUCUUCUUUCUUGAAAUUAGCCGGUAUGCAUCUUGUUCUCUCUUCGUCAAAAACCAAAUGUCAGAAAAGAUAACCGAUCAUAUUGUAUCAUUCUUCAAGUUAUAUUCCAAAUCUGGGACAAAGGAAUUAGAUCCUGAUGACCCAAUCAUGUCAGAGGCACUAGUUUUACUUUCACGUGUUGUAACACAACUAGACUGCAAAGAGAUUCUGUGGCAAAAAAUACGAAAGAAUAAGUUCUCCACCUUAGUGUCAACGGUUAUAGUCGAGACUUUCCCAACCUUGGUUCCAUCUUGGGAUAUUGUAAAAGUUAAACAAGAGUACGAAGAUGCAGUUGCAUGGAUUAAAUUCAUUGGAAUAUGCUCGAAUGAACCUUAUGAGUGGGAUAUAACCAAUGAAUUAGCUUUAGAUCUAUAUGAAUUUUUCAAAAUGAGGAAAUUCGAGGAUUUUCCGCAGGAAACGGUAUACCAAGUCUACCCUGUCGUUCCAUUUCCCGACGAUGAAAGCCGCGUAACAUUGUUCAACACUUUCAUAAAUAUACUCGAAUCUUGUACAUUCAAAACAUCCACUCUUGAAAAGUUGACGGCAAUGUCCAAAAUUCACAAUUUACAUUCUCCCUCCCUCCUUGCAAACCGUCUAAACCUACUUUUGACCCUAGCAUCCAAGAGCGAUUAUAGUUAUGAGCGCAGAUUCGAAGAGCUUUUGGAGCCAUACAUCAUGAAUAAUGACAUUACAAUCAAUAACACGAUGCUAAAGAUAAUGUUAGAAGGGGCUUUAUCUUUUUAUAAAAUAUCUUAUGAGAAAGGAUAUACAGUUAGAGGAAAAUUUGUCCCCUUAUUAUGGAAGAAAGUUAACAUAAAGUAUUCUAGUAUGCCAGAUAAGAUAUGGAGAAUAUUUUGGAAAGAGUUUCAAGAUAUAAUUCCUCAGAUGAAAAAGUCUAGAGUUUUUUUGUUAAAAUCCUUUCAACCAAUUCUUCAUCAGGCAUUAAAUUUGGAGAAAAAGCUGAAUCAAACGACAAAACUACUUAACAUAUAUGUUGAUAACUUAUCCGUCCUUGACCUUAAUUGGAUUCAGACACAUGUUCUGCAGAUUCUCGUAUCGAAGGCGAAAGGUAAUGUCGUUUACCUUCACUAUUAUUGCAAAAUUGCCAAAUUCCUAACGGUUCGUAAUAAUCUUACGUGGUGGUCCUUAUUCCACUACAAUGCAUUUGAAGAAAACCAAACAAUAUCAAUCAAUUACUACUCUUUUCUGGCAUUUGAAUGCGAUGAAAAUACUUUUUCUCAGAUGAAGCAUAUAUUGUAUCAGAAGAUUCUAGCUUAUCUGCUAAAGAAAUCUGAUCACGUAGUGGUAAAUCUGAUCAACACGAUGUCAAAGAGAGAUCCAAAAAUGAAAUUAAAAAUUCGACUAACGACAAUUAAUGAAAAUACAACUAUAUUGAAACAGCUUCUGAUAGCCUUGAAUACAAGUGGGUAUACCUUUUUAUUUGAUACUUUUCUGGAUGAUCUGAAGACAGUGUUCUUUUCAGACUCUUCGAAAUAUGCAUCACACAAAGAGAUAGUUUUAUUUUUGAAUUACAAUAUUAUUGAUGUAGUUCGUUUGAAUCCAGUGUUUAUCCACUUGAGAUCGAUAUUUGGUAUUGAUGACGAGGAAUCUGAAAAUUCUGCCUUGAGAGAGUAUUUGCGAACACUACCUUCUGAUAAAAGUAGACUACUCUAUUUGAUUGAAAGAAUUGCCUCGACGUUAGAAAAUAAGAUGAGCAUAAUGUCUUUGAUGUUAACAAUGAAAAAAGUUGUAAAAGACAAAUGUUUCGAUGAUGAAAUUGUAGCAUUCAGUUCUAUGAUGUAUAUCCUACCUUUGAAUACUACACAGUGCCAGCUUGCGCCAGUAUUCAUUUUAAGGGUUAUUUUCUUGAAAAUGCUCAACGAUAGAAUCGAACUAUAUCCUCUCAGACCUUCAGAAAAUCGCCCAGAACCCUUGAUGAAACUCGGUUAUUUUUUAUCAAAUGUCAUUUGCUAUUAUUCGAAACUCUUAGACAGACAGAAUUUAGAUAUACUCAAGCGAGAACAUUACAGAUUCUUUUAUAAUCUGUUGAGACUUUUGUUCGGAUUUUCCCAAUAUAGUACUUUAAAAUCUUUUCUGCAAAUGGAGUUGUCAUGUGCUUUACCCGAUUUCAAUACGAACCUUCUAGCUUCGGAAGGAUAUCCGGAUACUGCUUUCGAAAAACAGAUCAUAGAGAUAUUGUCGAAAUAUUCAUUCAGUAAUUUCGAUAUUAAAGAAGUGUUUCCUACUCAAGAACCGCUAUACCAAGAAGUGAAUUAUUUAACGAAAAUCGAAAGGGAAUUCAUUUGA
Molecule: messenger RNA, 4398 nt
Organism: Kluyveromyces marxianus DMKU3-1042
Lineage: Eukaryota; Fungi; Ascomycota; Saccharomycetes; Saccharomycetales; Saccharomycetaceae
Gene: MMS22
Product: Mms22p
Exons: 1
Coding region: 1-4398 (1465 amino acids)
Biological process (GO): replication fork processing; double-strand break repair via homologous recombination
Cellular component (GO): nucleus; Cul8-RING ubiquitin ligase complex
Source: RefSeq, a predicted model, not a curated record